AUGGAAGAGUCGACGAAUAUCGAUAUGAGAGAGCAUGAGGAAGUGGAGGUGGAGAAGUAUGAAUAUGAGAGUGAAGGGCUAUCGCCGCAGGCGGCGUUGGCACAAGAGACAUCGCACAUCUCGGACGACGAAGACGAAGACGAGGAACCUGAUCACGGUCUUACCAAUGCGAUAUCAGCGAAAGGAUGGUUUAAGAAACCGAGGGCGCGGUACCUCCUCGGAAGCCCCGGGCUCAGCCCUCGUCGGGCAGGAGGAUUUGGCGGCCUGGCAUCGCCGACAGGAUCGGCCGCAAGUGGAUAUUCGCGCGAGGAGCUGGAGGGAGAUGGGCCCGACGCCCCUGACGAGACUUUGCCGCCCUUGUUUCCUGUAGAAGGAAGAGAAUGGUUGAUGGGAAAAGUGAGCACAUUCGUGGUGGAAUCAAUGUCCAUCAGAGAUGGGAUAUUAGACCGGAUCAGGGGGCAUGUGAAUGAGGAGGAUUACGAAUCUAUCAAGAAACUACUGGGAAAGAUAUCCCAAAAGAUCAUGGAACUUGAACCCGAUGUCGAAGAAGCAAGUCGAAUUCUCCCCGAGACGAAGAGUGACAGCAUGCGUAAACAGAGUGGAAGCCGAGCACGAUCCGAGACCGAAGACUUCGGAGGACAUGAGACAUUGGAAGCACUUGUCGAAGAUCGAGACCAUUGGAAGCACACUGCGGAAGCUUGGGAAGGGAAAUACCACGAUAUGGCGGGAAAGCACGCCUCGAUGAUAAGGAAGCAUGAAAGAAGGAAAGCAAAGUCCGACGCAGGGAGUUCGGUCGAAGAUAGAGAGACAAACAUCCAUUUCCAAGUCAAGGAUCGACUGAUCGAAGACCUGCAGAAGGAGCUCAUCUCGAGCCGGGCAACUAUUCAAGAACUCAAGGACACGGUCCGGAUGCAGCGGAAGCAACUCCAUCUGGAGGCAGAAAGCUCCAAAGAGCUCAGUGCUUUGGCAGCAGACUUGGAGGCAGAGACCAAGAGGAGCUACUACGGCUUAGACAUUACCGGGCAGGGCGACGACCGCAGGACAGUGUCCGACUCGCAAGUUCUCGCCGAAGCCCUCAACGAGGAGGAGCAAGAAGCAGUCAUCGCCAGGAGCGAGGAAAAGAAGAAGCUGAAGGAGAGGCUCAAACAACUCCGACGCGAAAUAGCGGAGAGGGAUGCCGCAUCGAUUGACCCCCUGGGUCCCCAUUUUGCGAUCCUCAACCGGGAGACGGAACUCAUGGCAGGCCUUGAGAAACUGCUUCCCAAGCGCGUGUCUCCCGAGGCAGAGGCUGAAGUCACAACGCCUGCCGAGACGGAUCCGGCGCAGGCUGAACCCUACGCCGAAAUUGAAGAUGGCGAUCGCUACGGGAAAGGUUCAGAAAAGCCGGACGCUCAGCCAGAAGAAGAUGAAGUAGAGAGACUUGAAAGGCUGGUGGCUCUGGAGCAAGACAAUGAAGCUCUUAGAUUGGAAGUCGAGAAGCUCAACGAUCAACUUGACGAAGCACGGUGGGAGAGUAGACAUGAAGCAGCUCCUCCGUCACCUGAGGACGAAACGAUGGGACAGAUCUUCGACGACGAUCUGGAGGAAGCAGAAACGCAAUCUACUUCGACGAAAGCAGAUGGAGCACCGGCACCCGCGGGCGAAACUGGAGCCAGGUCUCCUCCCAGACGAGCUACAGUUUACUCACUGUGCUUCCUUGCGAUCUUUGCUAUGUACAAUAUCGUCGUGUACAUAGCGAACCAGGAGGAGCGCAAGAUAUGGCUGAAAGCAAACCGCUCUUGGACUCGGCCCUAUCUGAUUGGCUUGCUAGAAAGACGUCCGCGUCCAUGGUGGCUCGGGCUUGACAUAGACGAGAGGCUCGUGUUCCAGCCUUGGAUGGGGUCUAUGGGGUGGAUGUCCUGGGUUGGAGUUGUGAUGGAGUUCAUUCACGGGUGGUACUAUCCACGAGAACAGCUUUGGUAA
Thyridium curvatum is the source of this 1962-nucleotide messenger RNA. RefSeq lists its product as uncharacterized. The coding region runs from base 1 to 1962 and encodes 653 amino acids. The record is from RefSeq and is a predicted model, not a curated record. The transcript has a single exon. Lineage: Eukaryota; Fungi; Ascomycota; Sordariomycetes; Thyridiales; Thyridiaceae.